ACUGUGAAGUUGGUUGUCAUGACAACGUACCCGCGUAAUGGCAACGCAACGUUGAAAAUUAUAAUUGACUGAAACGUCAAAGAUCGCAAUACUUACACUUUGCCUCAUUCUGUCAUUUUGGUCACGGGUGAGAUAUUAUCCAGAGCAAUGCGAUUUAAAAUAUCAUUACGAAAUACUAAUGGACAUAAAGGUUUAGUCACGUGUGUAGCUUGGAACUCUACUGAAGAAAUAUAUUCUUGUGGUGAAGACCAUAUCUUGUUAUGCUGGCGACUGGAAGGUGGCACAGUGCAUUCAUCAAUAAUUACAACUUUUCCAUCUGAAUUCUGCCCAACGGAUAUGCAAUGGCAUCCUCGGCCUAUGCAGCCGAGUAUGUCUUCAAAAAAGCAAUCUUUCGAUAUCCUCUUAAUUACAACAGCUGAUGGUAAAUUUCAUUUGAUUAACAAAAAUGGACGAAUAGAGAAAAGCGUCGAGGCUCACAAGGGAGCUACACUCGUCGGCCAAUGGAACAACGACGGUUCUGCCUUGAUGACGACAGGAGAAGAUGGGCUUGUGAAGAUAUGGUCACGCAGCGGUAUGCUUCGAUCUACAGUGGCUAGAGGCAGACAACCAGCUUUAAGUGCUGCAUGGAGUCCGGACUGUUCUUCAAUUCUAUAUGCACUGGGUGCGCACCUCUUGGUUCAAUUUUUCAACACAAAUGCUAAACCUCAUAAGUGGCAUGGACAUGAUGGACUGAUUCUAGCUGUUGCAUGGAGCCACAAACACGGGCUUAUAGUAUCUGCUGGUGAAGACUGUCGAUAUAAGGUUUGGGACUCUACAGGUAACCAAUUAUACUGCAGUAGUGUGAUGGAGCAUCCAAUUGUAUCACUUAGUUGGUGUGCCAGCGGUGAUUACUUUGCUGUCGGAUCCUUUAAUACAGUCCGAUUGUGUGAUAAAACUGGAUGGUCCCACGCUUUGGAGAAAGUCAACACUGGAAGUAUUUAUUCCAUAGCAUGGUCAAGUGAUAGUACACAGGUAGCUAUGGCAUGUGGAGGUGGUGGAGUUCUUACUGCACAUGUUAUUGAUAGGCGACUAGAGUGGAGCAACUAUGAGGCAACUCUUGUUCGACGUAAGACGAUUGAAGUCAGAGAAGUUGGUAGCGAGCGACAUGAAACUCUUGAAAUAUCAGAUCGAGUAGUUAAGAUGGAAUUUGGAUUUGGUCACUUAGUCGUCAUCACACCAUCCCAGUGUCAUGUUUAUGCAACUAUCAACUGGAAUACCCCAGCUAUAUUCGAUUUAAAGAACGGUUCUGUUUCUUCUGUAAUUUUAGCUGAAAAACACUUCUUACUUGUGGAAUGGAAUGUUACUACCUUGUAUAGUUAUCAGGGUCGCUUAUUGGGUAUUCCACGUUGGAAAGGCAUGACCCAGGAACCCAUUCAUACUUCGUGCAUCGCUCUCUGUUCCGACACGCUCGUUAUUCGAGAUCAGAGUAAUAAUAAAUUACUGCACGUUUUAGAAGUGUCUAGUAAUAAACCAAUUAUGGAAGGGCAACCCCACACCCAUCUCCAAGGAGUUUCUCAGCUUGCAUUGAAUCAUGUUGGUAGUGUUACUGAGCGACAACUAGCAGUCAUUGAUGUUAAUAGAGACUUGUUUCUAAUAUCAAUUCGAACUAGUGGUUUUGGAAGAGUUUGCAAGAUUGCUGUUAUGGCUCAAAGUAUUCAAUGGGCUACAGAUGCCAAUAUCUUAGCAGCGAUGUUAGAUGUCACCCUCUCUGUUUGGCUAUGCCCAAGUUGCGUGCAUUACAGUGAUAAAAAAAUGAUUCGAAAAACAAGAAUCGAUAAAAACAACAGCGAAUUUGGAAAGCAACCAGAUAUAGUGUGUGUUCAGGGAGGAUUAAUUACUGUCAGGCGAGGAGAUGGUGCUCUGGUUACAUCUGCCUUUUAUACUUUCUUUACGAGUUUGCACCAGCAUAUAAUAAAUAAUAGAUGGCAAGAUGCACUUUCCUUGUGUCGAAUUGCACAGAAUGAAAUACUGUGGACUUCUAUGGCAGUUAUGGCAACAGAUGCCAAAGAGUUGAGUGCUGCAGAAGAGGCAUAUGCUGCUAUAGGCAGAUUUGAUAAGGUUGAUUACAUUCAGUACAUUAAGCUCUUGCCAAAUAAAAUCGAAAAACUGGCUGGAAUGACUUUAUUGGCAGGUGAUUUGUUGGCUGCAGAAGGAAUCCUCCUGCAAAAUGGCUUAGUUGUUGAAGCGAUUCAUGCCAAUAUCAAAAUAUAUAACUGGAACAGGGCAUUGGAGCUCGCAACCAGGCAUAAGAAAGAGUUGGAUACGGUACUACAGGCUCGCAAAAAGUAUCUUCGUAUUCUAAAUAAACAAGAAACCAAUCAAUUGUAUUUAAGUCUGACGGUGAAUACAUUCAAUGAGCAGAAAGUUCACUUAAUGUCCGAACCAACUGAAGAGCCGGAAAAGCUUGACAACGAAUCUGAGAAGUUGAACUUCUUGGAAUUGUAAUUCACGAUUUCAGGUCAGUGUACUACGUAUCACGAAUUAUCAGAGCAUUGUAAUAAAGUAGCAAUAGAAGUGACGUGAAAGUGUCUCUUUGAAAGCACUGCUAAAGCACUAAAAAUAUGUAGGUAUUUCAGAAAAUUUUUUCGCAGAUUGAGAGACUUUAUAAGAAUUUUCCAGGACAUGCUGUUUGAUGUAAUGUAAUCUUCAGAGAAAAAUUUGCUACCAGAUUACAGGAGAAAUGUAAUACUUAACUCAGUGUCGUGACAUAGGCACAAUAGGCAUGAUUUCAUCCCCAGAAGCUAUGCAUUUCUUA
Messenger RNA from Neodiprion virginianus, 2794 nucleotides. It is a transcript of the gene Oseg5, whose product is annotated as intraflagellar transport protein 80 homolog. Lineage: Eukaryota; Metazoa; Arthropoda; Insecta; Hymenoptera; Diprionidae. Gene Ontology annotation, molecular function: protein binding. The transcript has 16 exons. Gene Ontology annotation, cellular component: cilium; intraciliary transport particle B; centrosome. Gene Ontology annotation, biological process: cilium assembly. The record is from RefSeq and is a predicted model, not a curated record. Bases 148 to 2484 code for a protein of 778 amino acids.